AUGGACAAGAAGGAUGUCGAGGUGACAGGACAGGCAGCAGCUGGCAAAAGAACAAGGAAGUUGGGGAUGAUGACUCUAGCUGGGGUCUUUGUCUUGUUAGCUGUCCUGGGACAGACAAGUGGCCAUUUUGGUCCUAAUAUUGCUAGAGAUGGAAAAGUGACUCAGUCCUCCUUGGGGUGGCAAGGUGUUCCCGAAAGGGCCAUUGAUGGGAAUCGUGCCAGCAACUGGGGAAAGAGAUCCUGUACCCACACAAGCAGACAAACAAAACCAUGGUGGAGACUGGACCUCCUGAAGAAGUAUAAAAUCGACACGGUCACCAUCACCAACAGAAAAGAUUGUUGCCACAAAAGAAUCAAUGGUGCCGAGAUCCGCAUCGGAAACUCCCUCAAUGACAAUGGCAAUGCUAAUCCCAGAUGUGCUGUCAUUUCUUCCAUCGCAGCUGGGACCUCCAAAACCUUUAUGUGUGAUCUCAUGGAAGGCCAAUAUGUGAACAUUGUGAUCCCUGGAAGAAAAGAAUACCUGACAUUGUGUGAGGUGGAGGUCACUGGGACAGAAUCAAAUGAUUCCAUUGAAAAUCCCUUUGGUUGA
Molecule: messenger RNA, 588 nt
Organism: Epinephelus moara (kelp grouper)
Lineage: Eukaryota; Metazoa; Chordata; Actinopteri; Perciformes; Serranidae
Product: fucolectin-like
Exons: 4
Coding region: 1-588 (195 amino acids)
Source: RefSeq, a predicted model, not a curated record